ACGAAUACAAAGAGCAACACAGUUCUUAUUCAUGCAAGCUAAAGCCUCCUCAUCAUCUCUACACGGCUUCUUUUUGGAUCCAUCCACAUAAAGUGUGUCAGUUCCUGGAGACUCAGCAGCAUUUUGGACUGAAUGUAAUAGCUACUCCAGGUUGAUCACAAUUAUAUUGAUGUUUUUGGGGGGGAUUUUUUCCCUGCUUGGAGCGGGGGUGUAAGUGGAUCGUGCGUCACUAAUUGGGAACCCUGCUCUGCUGUUCCUCCCGGGUGCAGACUCUCCUCCAGCUGAUGGGACCAGUCCGACUCAGGGAGUCUCUUUAGGACCACCAGUAUCCCCCCAUGGCACCAUCACGUUUCCCGGCCACCGAAUCCUCUGACAUUUAUAAGUGACCGUGCGCCACUAGGGGACUCAUCUUCAGCAGGAGCACCGUUACGCACAAAGCCCCCGUGGACUGGACACCGUCCUCCUCCUGUUGCGCCAUGAACAACUCCAGGAUGCCGAGUGGACGCGCGCAGACGGCUGGCAUCAUGGACUUUCUUUUCCUGAAGCAAGAUGGGGAAGAAGAAGCGAUGGAUGGACUGGGGCUCGCCAGUGGGGCCAUGUUCCUGGAGAGCAUCUCCUCCUCCUCCAGGGCUGCGGGAUUGGAGCUGAUGGCGGCCCCGCUGACCGAGUCCCCUCACCUGAUGGUGCCAGCCUUCUGGGACUCCCCGCUCAGCCACGGCAUCAACGUGGUGGUGGGGCUGGUGCUCUGCUUCACCAUGCUGGGGCUGGGCUGCACGGUGGAGAUCAGCCAGCUGGGGGAACACAUCCGCAGGCCGAUCGGCGUGCUGCUGGCUCUGGUGUGCCAGUUUGUGAUCAUGCCCUUGGUGGCGUUUCUCCUGGCUCUAGCCUUCUCUCUGGACGACGUGGCGGCCAUGGCCGUCCUCCUGUGUGGGUGCUGUCCCGGGGGGAACCUGUCCAACAUCAUGUCCCUGCUGGCGCACGGGGAGAUGAAUCUCAGCAUCAUCAUGACCAUCUCCUCCACUCUGCUGGCGCUGGUGCUGAUGCCGCUGUGCCUGUGGAUCUACAGCCGGGCCUGGAUCAACACCCCCGUGGUGGACCUGCUGCCCUUCGGGGCCAUCAUCCUGACCCUGUGCAGCACUCUCAUCCCUAUCGGGUUAGGAGUCCUACUGAGGCACCGCCACACACGCGUGGCCGACAUCGUUUUGAAGGCCUCUCUCUGGUCUCUGCUGGUCACCCUGGUGAUGCUGUUCAUCCUGACCGGGGCCAUGCUGGGGCCGGAGCUGCUCUCCACCAUCCCGCCCUCCGUCUACGUGGUGGCCAUCCUGAUGCCCCUGUGCGGCUACGCCGCGGGUUACGGCCUCGCCGCGCUCUUUGAACUGCCCCCCAGCAGCCGCAGAGCCGUCUCCCUGGAGACGGGGUGCCAGAACGUGCAGCUGUGCACGGCCAUCCUGAAGCUGGCCUUCCCCCCUCAUCUGAUGGGAGGAAUGUACAUGUUCCCGCUUCUGUACGCCCUGUUCCAGGCGGCCGAGGCGGGCAUCUUCAUCUUGGCCUACAGGACCUACAGGAAGCAGGUCCUGCAUAAAGCGGAUCCCCUGAUGGAUGACGAUGAAACGGACAUAACGUACCAAAGGUUUCAGGAUGAGGACUUUGACUCAACUUAUGGUGCAGUUACUGUGAGCGACCCGAACACGAUCAUGCUGGACCCUUGUCCUCCACAUCCAACUCCUGUUUAGUGUGCAAACUUUAGAACGUCUCUCUGCUACCGAUGCACCAGAGCAGAUUAAGACCUGGGGGCGCACGUGUCAUUUUGAUUAGUUUUAGUAUCACUCAAAAUAAAAAAGGAAAACAAAAGUCACUGACAUGACUCCUGAAAAAGGUGCUUUCUGCUUAACUCACUGAAGUUAGCCUGUCUUGUAUGAUGAAAGAAGCCUGCUGUUGCUUAAAGUUAAAAAGAAGAAAUAGACAUUUACUGUCAGUGAUGCAUGAUUUUGCGUGUGUGUGUUUGAAAGAGGGACUAAAAGCCAUUUGACAAACAUAUCAGAAGUAUUUAUGUGCAGAUUUCCAAAUAAGCCUGUCCCAAACAAGUAUCUGAAACAAACUGUACUAUAUGUGUAUAUUAUAGACAACUGUAUCGAUAUAUGUAUAUAUUAAAGACAUACAGAGACCAAAAAAACCCUGUUUAC
Cololabis saira (Pacific saury) is the source of this 2183-nucleotide messenger RNA. It is a transcript of the gene slc10a4, whose product is annotated as solute carrier family 10 member 4. The record is from RefSeq and is a predicted model, not a curated record. The transcript has 3 exons. Gene Ontology annotation, molecular function: bile acid:sodium symporter activity. Bases 477 to 1733 code for a protein of 418 amino acids. NCBI's taxonomy places the organism in Eukaryota, Metazoa, Chordata, Actinopteri, Beloniformes, Belonidae. Gene Ontology annotation, cellular component: membrane. Gene Ontology annotation, biological process: bile acid and bile salt transport.